Molecule: messenger RNA, 444 nt
Organism: Fusarium verticillioides 7600
Lineage: Eukaryota; Fungi; Ascomycota; Sordariomycetes; Hypocreales; Nectriaceae
Exons: 3
Coding region: 1-444 (147 amino acids)
Source: RefSeq, a predicted model, not a curated record
AUGCGUAUUUCAGCUGUCUCUCUUCUUGCCCUAAUUACAGGCUCUCUGGCUGCUCCGGCUUCCGAAAAUAGUGGCUCUCUAGACAAACGCUGCGAGUGGAAUGAUGGUCACGGCCCCAUCAGCUGUGACUAUUUCAGUAUUGUCUUCGGUGCAGAGGGACGUGAACGCUCAGAAUUCAUAAUCAAGGGCAACAACUUUGAGCAGCGAGGGUUUCCGAGAUGUGAUCCCUGGCAAGGCGGUAACUACCAGCCAUUUUUUACCCCGUUACCUUACGUGGUCAUGGUGGCUCCUGGCAAUACCUGCGAAACAAGACUCCCUGAGGCCUGGUGGGACGAUCUGCAUAUCAAGUAUUCCAGCACCUUCUUGAAUGCACCUACAGACACCCGCUGUGGACCGGUCGAGAGUGGUUGGGGCCGCCGUUGUAUUAUUGCUCAGCGCCCUUAA